GGCCUGCUAGACUUGAGAAAGACUAUCAAGUAAAGGCGACGGGAUCAGUUUUCAGUUCUUCGUAGUCCUGCGGGGAGUGCGUUUCCGGCGGACUUGGUUGGCUGACUAAAAAGACGCGGUGGCGAGUCUACCAGGCGUGUCAUUGAUAAUCCGAGCGAAUCUUCGCCGAUUAGAAACUGAUAGAAAUUCUGUGAGAGUGCCAGUGGUUAUUCAUAGGCCUUUCGCGGCUUUGCGAUUAUAGCAGUGUUUCAUUCGAACCAGAAAGACGCCGCUCCGUUAGAAAAAUACAGCUAAUCUGCCGGUGUUGCAUGUUCAUACCUGCCCGUAUGCGUACAUAGGAUAUAUUUAAAUUACAAUAUACAUAAACAUACAUAGAUACUUCAUUUGAGGUACACUCGAACGGUUAAAAAUAUGUAUCAAGUGGCUUUUCGCCUCGUUAUAUUCGGGAACCUCUUUUUUUCCGAUGUCCUGGGACAUGGAAGACUGAUCGAACCUCCGUCCAGAGCCUCUAUGUGGAGAUACGGAUUUAACACGCCACACAAUUACAAUGACCACGAGUUGUACUGCGGUGGGUUCAGCCGACAGUGGAAUCGUAAUCAAGGAAAAUGCGGAAUAUGCGGAGAUCCGUGGGAUGUGAAAACGCCUCGACCACAUGAAACUGGUGGGAAAUACGGCAACAGUAUAAUAGUACGAAAAUACCGUACAGGUUCCGUGAUCCCGGUACAAGUGGAACUGACGGCAAACCACCAUGGAUACUUUGAGUUCCGUUUAUGCCCUAUGGCACACCCAGGCACCGAAGUGACGGCCGAGUGCCUGGACCAGCAUGUUCUUAUCGAAGAAAGUGGAACACCUAGAUACUACCCUGGUCCUGGAAAUAAAAUCUUUGAAAGUCACUACAAACUUCCAGAAGACGUGACGUGUUCUCAAUGCGUUUUCCAAUGGAGAUAUGUGGCAGGAAAUAACUGGGGAAAAUGCGAUAACGGAACAGAGGCUGUCGGCUGUGGUCCACAAGAGGAAUUCAGAGCUUGUGCGGAUAUUUCAAUCGGCGACAAUCAAGCUGCGCUACCUCCACGACCAAUUAUACCAAAGACAAAUGCAACGGGUGGAACUUCGACUACGAAACACGCUCAACCUACAUUGCCUACAGAGCCUUCUCUGGUGUCUGAUAUAUCAGGACCUUACUGGCUGGUCAGUUUGGUCAUUGCAGGGACGUCGUUGCUGGUUAUAUUAGCUGCGUUUGCGUUGUUGUACGCGUACUAUUAUCACGCCGGAAAAGCCAAGCAGUGGUUAAGGGCUGGAAAGUUAUUAACACCUGACAAUACAGCACCGGUUGCACCGCCGAGACAGAGGAAACAUCAAAAUUCGAUUUCACACUUGCCUCUGGAUGCUUAAUUCGCGAUAAGACAUAUGUAUACGAAUUAGUGUGGAAUUGUUAUUUUAUAUCUGCACUGUUAUAGAAAUCGGUGUGAGAUUUAGACAAAAGCUCCUGUCUGAGGAGAAACUUGUUAUGUACGUAUGGCAUAUGAUUCUGUUGUAAUCCGGGUUUAAGAAGCAACUGAAUGAUGUGCUCGCGAAUAGUUUUUCGAUCUCUAAAAACACCUUCAAGUUAAGGGGAGAUAGAAAAAAAUAUCCAACAUCGCGAAGAAGCUAAUUUUGGUUGUUAUAAAAUUACAAUUCGCAGGAGUUUUCUUUAUGUGUUAAAUAAGCCUUAAUUAUGACUAACGCGUGAUGUAACAAUAAUCUUAAAUCGACUGAUUUUCAUUGGUUUUUUUCACUUUAUAAUUUCUCUGUAUUGUUAUGCUAGAUCCUGUAUAUACAAUGUAUGAAUAUUUGUCAAGUAAAAUUAUUUAUUUUCUAACGUGUAAAAAUUAUUGGCAUGAGCUUCGAAGCAUGCAAAUUACCCCAAAAGUAUUAACCUACGAAUACUUGCCUUAUUACGGCGAUGCAAAUUAUUUCAAAAAUGUCUAGACACAUGUGACUAAUAAGUUUCUGGGAAGAAAUUGUUUUACGCGACUGGACUACGUCAAUCAAAGUUUACGUACUCUUACCACCUAGCAAUUCCUUAUAAUAUUAAGUUACUUUUAACCGAAUCUGAAGAGUGCAUGGAUUAUACUCCUACUUUAAAGUAUGAAUGAAGUAUUACCGACAUAUGUUUAUUAUUUAAUUGAUUUAAAAUGUUGAAAAUUUUAUUGUAAGGGUUAUAUAAAAAAGUGAUUUGAAUAAAAACAAUGACUUCACUCUUUCUUACAUAUAAUAGUUUGAUAUUUACAAUAAACUCAAUUUGAUUACAGGAUAAAGGUAAUA
Diprion similis is the source of this 2304-nucleotide messenger RNA. RefSeq lists its product as uncharacterized. The record is from RefSeq and is a predicted model, not a curated record. Lineage: Eukaryota; Metazoa; Arthropoda; Insecta; Hymenoptera; Diprionidae. The transcript is spliced from 5 exons. The coding region runs from base 412 to 1392 and encodes 326 amino acids.